UGUGCAGGUUUAUUUGCUUCCAGAGUCUCACUGUAGUGAAGAGGCAAGCCCUGAGAGCCUGAUUUCCGCCUUCAUAAGAAUUUUUCACUUCAGUGGAACUCAGGUCGCCAUUUGGAUUUUCCUCCUGAAAUAUUUAAGAUAGAAAAGUAUAGAAAAGAAUCAUGUCAGAGCACAGCAGGAAUUCAGAUCAAGAAGAACCCUUUGACAGGGAGAUUGACGAAGAUGAAAUCUUGGCCAACUUGUCCCCAGAAGAGCUCAAAGAACUACAGUCGGAAAUGGACGUGAUGGCCCCUGACCCCAGGCUUCCUGUGGGAAUGAUUCAGAAGGAUCAGACCGACAAGCCACCAACAGGAAACUUCGACCAUAAAUCUCUCGUUGAUUAUAUGUAUUGGCAAAAGGCGUCCAGGCGCAUGCUGGAAGACGAACGGGUUCCUGUCACCUUUGUGCCAUCUGAGGAAAAAGCUCAAGAGCAGCGCAAAGAAAUAGACAAAGGUAAUAAAAAUAUGUCCCAGUAUUUAAAAGAAAAGCUCAAUAAUGAAAUUGCUGCACAUAAACGAGAAUCAAAGAGCAGUGACAAUGAACAAGAAACAAAUGAUGAUGAUGAAGAUAAUGAAGAUGAUGAAGACGAUGAAGAAGAUGAUGCAGAAGAUGAAGAAGAUGAGGGUGAUGAGAGUGAUGAAAAAACAAAAGAAGAGGAAGGUGAGGUGAAGGAGCCAAUCAGAAAUGGUGAGAGCAACUGCCAGCAGGUCCCUAAUAAAGCAUUUGAAGAACAGAAAGACAGACCAGAGGCCCAAGAAAAAUUUGAGAAAAAGAUAUCAAAAUUAGAUCCCAAGAAGCUGGCUCUAGAUACCAGUUUUUUGAAAGUAAGUGCUCGGCCUUCUGGAAACCAAACAGACCUGGAUGGGAGCUUGAGGCGAGUGAGACAAAAUGACCCUGACAUGAAGGAACUCAACCUGAACAACAUUGAAAACAUCCCCAAAGAAAUGUUAUUGGACUUUGUCAACGCGAUGAAGAAAAACAAACACAUCAAAACCUUCAGUUUAGCCAAUGUGGGUGCGGAUGAGAACGUGGCUUUUGCCUUGGCUAACAUGCUGCGUGAAAAUCGGAGCAUUACCACCCUCAACAUCGAGUCCAACUUCAUCACAGGCAAGGGAAUCGUGGCCAUCAUGAGGUGUCUCCAGUUUAAUGAGACCCUCACCGAACUUCGGUUUCACAAUCAAAGGCACAUGUUGGGCCAUCAUGCUGAAAUGGAAAUAUCCAGGCUUUUGAAGGCAAACACCACUCUUCUGAAGAUGGGCUACCAUUUUGAGCUUCCAGGUCCCAGAAUGGUGGUAACCAAUCUGCUCACCAGGAAUCAGGAUAAACAAAGGCAGAAAAGACAAGAAGAACAAAAACAGCAGCAACUCAAAGAGCAGAAGAAGUUGAUAGCCAUGUUGGAGAACGGGUUGGGUCUGCCCCCUGGGAUGUGGGAGAUGCUGGGAGGACCAAUGCCCGAUUCCCAGAUGCAGGAGUUCCUCCAACCUCCUCCUCCUAAAUCUCUCCAUCCCCAGACAGCCCCCUUCAGUCGACGAAAUGAAGUAAUGACAAAACCAGCGCAGCCCCCGAAAUACAGGACGGACCCCGACUCCUUCCGCGUGGUGAAGCUCAAGAGGAUCCAGCGCAAAUCACGGAUGCCGGAAGCCAGAGAACCACCUGAGAAAACCAACCUCAAAGAUGUGAUCAAAACGCUCAAACCGGUGCCGAGAAAUAGGCCACCCCCACUGGUGGAAAUCACGCCCAGAGAUCAACUCUUGAAUGACAUUCGUCACAGCAACAUCGCCUAUCUUAAACCUGUGCAACUGCCAAAAGAACUGGCAUAAGCAGUAAUGAAAUAAUCUAGAAGAAGAAACUGAUGUAAUGACUCCUGGAUUAGAGCUUGCAGAUGAUUUCAGCGGUGUACUUCUGGAUCCAGGUGGUGGAACUGGGAACAAUGCUAACAUCUGAUAGGAGUAUUUUGUGAAAGGCAGAAUGCUUGGCUCAAGACAAGAUAGGGGCUGAAAAGGCAGGGGAAAGGAGAUAAAAUAUCAGUCUUUAUCUUGCACCUUUUCUACUUUGCGGUCAGUUUGAGUGACUUACAUGAAAUGUAGAGUCCUCCAACCAAAGUUAAAAAAUUUUUUUUUCCAUAAAUGUUUGCUUUACUAUUGCUUUCUCCUGGUAAAAAACAAUAAAUACUAUAAAAGUUCUAAGUA
Phacochoerus africanus (Common warthog) is the source of this 2228-nucleotide messenger RNA. RefSeq names its product leiomodin 3 (gene LMOD3). NCBI's taxonomy places the organism in Eukaryota, Metazoa, Chordata, Mammalia, Artiodactyla, Suidae. Bases 162 to 1859 code for a protein of 565 amino acids. The record is from RefSeq and is a predicted model, not a curated record. The transcript is spliced from 4 exons. Gene Ontology annotation, molecular function: actin binding; tropomyosin binding. Gene Ontology annotation, cellular component: striated muscle thin filament; myofibril. Gene Ontology annotation, biological process: myofibril assembly; muscle contraction; pointed-end actin filament capping.